Bombina bombina (fire-bellied toad) is the source of this 2181-nucleotide messenger RNA. Its product is annotated as zinc finger protein OZF-like. The transcript is spliced from 8 exons. Bases 228 to 1709 code for a protein of 493 amino acids. Gene Ontology annotation, molecular function: DNA-binding transcription repressor activity, RNA polymerase II-specific. Lineage: Eukaryota; Metazoa; Chordata; Amphibia; Anura; Bombinatoridae. The record is from RefSeq and is a predicted model, not a curated record. Gene Ontology annotation, biological process: negative regulation of transcription by RNA polymerase II.
CUCAGAGAUUAACGGUGAAUACGUGCAAAACUCUCUUUCUAUACAGGUAUCUGAGAUUUAACCCACUGGAUACCAGUAAUAUGCACACAGUGUAGUUGGGUGACGAUUUGGCUGUGCUCUGCUUCUGCCAUAUACUCAUUCAUCACGUACAAUACAAGUCACUGCAUGUGCCAGUAAAGGAAAAACAUUAUAAGGAUAUCUGACAAAUUCUCUUGCUGAACAAGAUAAUGUCUGAUAAGACCAAGAACCAAACCUCAGACCUUCCUUAUGCACACAGAGAUAAAGAUUACUCUGAUGUAGUGAAAGAUGAGAUAACAGAAGAUCUGUGUUUGACGUGUCAGGUGGGAGACCCAGAUGAGGAAACCAGUGACAGUAUCAGCUCAGAUGAAGGUAACACUGAUAUAGUGACAUUUGUCAUAACAGAAGAUCUAUGUGUGAGGCAACAGCUGGGAGCAACAGAUGAGACCAAAGAUGACAUCAGACAAGAUAAAGCUGAUAUAGUGAAAGCUGAGAUAACAGAAGAUCUGUGUGUGAGGCAACAGCUGGGAGCAACAGAUGAGACCAGAGACAUCAUCAAACAAGGCGCAGAUUACGCUGAUGUAGUGAAGGUUGAGAUAACAGAAGAUCAGGUGAAGACUGAGGAGGAUGAAGUUCUAAUAAAUACGGCUACAGGUGAAUUAAAAAACUGCAGUAAUCCUAGUCAUGGGGAAAGUACCAAUACUUUUGUCAAUCUUCUUCACAAUCAAAGAAGCCUUGUGGAAAAUGUAUGCUCUGAAUAUCGGGAAGGUUUUACCAGGAAAUCAAAUAUUUUAAGACCUCAGAAAAGUCAUACAGGGAAGAAAGCAAUUUCAUGUACUGACUGUGGAAAAUGUUAUACUGAGAAAUCAAGCCUUAUUAGACAUCAGAAAAUUCAUUCAGCACAGAAAGCAUUUUUAUGUUCUGACUGUGGGAAAUGUUUUACUGAGAAAUCAAAUCUUAUUAGUCAUAAGAAAAGUCAUACAGGGAAUAAAGCAUUGUCAUGUUCUGACUGUGGAAAAUGUUUUACUGAGAAAUCAAGUCUUAGUAGACAUCAGAAAAUUCAUUCACGACAGAAAGCAUUUUCAUGUUCUGACUGUGGGAAAUGUUUUACUGAGAAAUCAAAACUUAGUAGACAUCAGAAAAUUCAUUCAGGAGAGAAAGCGUUUUUAUGUUCUAAUUGUGGGAAAUGUUUUACGGAGAAAGCAAAUCUUAUUAAGCAUGAGAAAAUUCAUACAGGAGAGAAAGCAUUUUCAUGUUCUAAUUGUGGGAAAUGUUUUACUGAGAAAUCAACUCUUGUUAAGCAUCAGAAAAUUCAUACAGGGGAGAAAGCAUAUUUAUGUUCUGAAUGUGGGAAAUGUUUUGCUCAGAAGCCACAUCUGAUUUCACAUCAGAAAAGUCAUACAGGAGAAAAAGCAUUUUCAUGUUUUGAAUGUAAGAAAUGUUUUACUAGGAAAGACCAUCUUAUUACGCAUCAGAUAACUCAUACAGGAGAGAAACCAUUUUCAUGUUCUGAAUGUGGGAAAUGUUUUACUCAGAAAUCAACUCUUAAUAAGCAUAAGAAAAUUCAUACAGGUGAAAAAGGAUUUAUGUGUUCUCAAUGUGGGAAAUGUUAUUCUCUGAAAACAGAUCUUAAUAAUCAUGAGAAAAUUCAUAUUAAAAGAAAUCUGGAAGAUCAGAGCAUGACUUCUUAAAAGGACAGUGUACACUUAUAAUCCCCCCUCAUGUAAUGUUUUCCCAAUUAUCCAUUUUACCUACUUGAGUGUUUUAAAUUUUGUACAAAUAGCUUUUAUCCUUUUUCUUGUUUGAAAUAGAUGAUUUUGCCUAUUGUUUCCCCACCUAUCCUAAACAUUUCUGAACUUAAAGGUACAGUGUACACCAAUUUUCAUAUAACAGCAUGUAAUAGACACUACUAUAAAGAAUAAUAUUCACAGAUACUGAUAUAAAAAUCCAGUAUAAAACUGUUUGAAAACUUAAAAGCUCCCAGUUUAGCUCUGUUGAAAAGGUUAGCUGGAACACCCACUGAAAGUGGUUGUAUAUCAACAAGAGAAGACACUCCCCCCCUUCCUCUGCAUAUGAAAAGACUCUUCACACAAACAGGAGCAAGAUGGAGUAGGUAUACAUCAGUAUACUUCUAAAAGGUUGGGCUUGGUUAGGAGUCUGAAA